Paramisgurnus dabryanus is the source of this 676-nucleotide messenger RNA. It is a transcript of the gene pfdn6, whose product is annotated as prefoldin subunit 6. Gene Ontology annotation, molecular function: protein-folding chaperone binding. Lineage: Eukaryota; Metazoa; Chordata; Actinopteri; Cypriniformes; Cobitidae. Gene Ontology annotation, biological process: protein folding; chaperone-mediated protein complex assembly. Gene Ontology annotation, cellular component: cytoplasm; prefoldin complex. The record is from RefSeq and is a predicted model, not a curated record.
CCCAGACUAACUACACGUCAUUUCCUGUGCGCCCCUGACUGUGCACGAUCCGUGUGCUGGCUUACUGCUUAUGAUAUAAAACAACAGUUUGUUAUUAGUUAGCAAAGUAAGGAGUGUUUGGAACGUAGUAUAGCUAUUGUGAUGGCUGAGGCGAUUCAGAAGAAACUGCAGGCCGAACUGGAGAAAUAUCAACAACUGCAAAAAGAUGUCAGUAAAAGUAUGUCUGCAAGACAAAAACUGGAAGCACAGUUAACUGAAAAUAAUAUUGUUAAGGAGGAGCUUGGAUUUUUGGAUACCCAAAAUACAGUUUACAAACUAAUUGGACCAGUUCUGGUAAAACAGGAUCUAGAUGAAGCCAAAGCAACAGUGGCCAAAAGAUUGGAAUACAUCAAUGGUGAAAUUCAACGCUACGAAACUUUACUGAAGGAUAUGGAGAAAAAGUCUGAGCAGCACAGAGAGGUUCUAUCCAGUCUACAGCAGGAGUACCAGCGAGCUCAGGGUCAACCUGUUGGAAAGGUCUAAAUGGAUUAUAAUCUUGUUCACAGACCUGGACACUAGUCUUAACCACCGAAUCUCAGAGACUCAAUAUACCUGCUACUAACCCAUGCUUGUUCAUUUACAUUAACAAAAUGCCUGAGGUUUUUUGCUCUCAAUAAAUUUUGUUUAUUUAUGUUCA